This is a messenger RNA of Aaosphaeria arxii CBS 175.79, 1458 nucleotides long. Its product is annotated as SET domain-containing protein. Gene Ontology annotation, molecular function: protein binding. NCBI's taxonomy places the organism in Eukaryota, Fungi, Ascomycota, Dothideomycetes, Pleosporales. The record is from RefSeq and is a predicted model, not a curated record. The transcript has 3 exons. Bases 1 to 1458 code for a protein of 485 amino acids.
AUGACUGCGAACGUUCUCCCAGAGGGUAGCGUAGGCGCGGCCUUGCUGAACCGCAAUCGCGCCUGGUCUUAUGGAUCCAAUUCGCCUUGGUUUGAUAGCCAGGCUUCCUCUCCCGUAGUCCCUGCGACGCCGGUGAACAGUCCCGACGUAGUAACUCCCGCUAUCAGCGCCUACCCGUCUCCAAUGAUACCAGCUGCACCAACAGCCUCGCCCACUCACCUUGACAUUGGACCCGGCGAAAUGAGCUCGCUCAGAGAGGUGAUUGCGCCCGACUUCAUCAAGCUCCAUCACUUCCACUCGCCAAUGCUCUGGCCCGUCGUACCGCCAAACUCACCCGAGACCUUUGCUAUCGGAGGCGAUAUGGCGGUGGACGUCCCCGACAUGAACUACGUCCUUGGUGAUAGACUGGCUGCACUGGGAAUUGCCACCUCGAAGAAGAGCGGAUUCAGUAACGAGGAGAUGAGGAUUUUGAAGGCGGACAUCCCAGAAGCGCCAGAGAAUGAGUACUAUGAGAUCCGCGCCGACCCAGGCAAGGGCUAUGGAUGCUUCGCCAUUCGUGACAUCCCACACGGCACUCGAAUCCUCGCCGACGACCCUCUCCUCGUCGUGAAGGAGUACGAGUACCUUCAAGAAAAUGUCAAGGAAGCAUUCGAAAAGCUCACGCCAGCGCAGCAGGCACUCUACUUCACCCUCCACUCGGCGCAUGGUCAGGAUCCGACCCUCUGGCCGCAGCGCAUCCAUAGCGAUGUCGUUGGAAAGGAGCGAGCCCGAAUUCAGGAGCAGCAUGCCGCACGAGUCGGUAAGGAGCCUUCACUCGUCAGCAUCUUCCAGACCAAUUGCAUGGAGAUGGGCAAGGGCGCAGCCGUCUUCCCGCACGCGGCCCGCUUCAACCACUCGUGCAACCCCAAUGCUGCCUUCAACUGGAACGAUGCGAUCGGCAAGGAGACCAUCCACGCGAUGCGCAAGAUCAAGGAGGGAGAGCAGAUUACCCUGACUUACUGCGAUUCCACCCUGAACAAAGCAGUGCGCUCCUGGCAGCUCAAGCAUUACGGAUUCUUCUGCGAUUGCGAGGCAUGCGUCGGGGAUGACAGCGACCCGAACUCGUUUGCUGCCCAGAGCGAGGCCCGUCGAUUUCGCUUGACCGAGCUCCAGAACGAGUUCAAGAUGACGCGUGGAGCGUUCCUAGAGCAGGGAGUGCGCAAGGAAGAAUUCGUCGAGCAGCUUCUCGAGUACACCAAGCUGUUGAACGAGGAGGGAGAUCUAACCCCCCGACUGGCUGAUGCAUAUCUCGACCUUGCAUUGGCAUGCGAGAGAAAGAGCUACUUCGAACUGGCCAGGACGUGUGCCAACAAGGCCAUGAAGGUGCUGGUAGAUUGCCAGGGAUCCGAUCACCCAGACGUCUUCAGGAUCGCUGCCGUGGUCAAGAGGAUGAACGAGAAGGCAAGCAAUGCGGCCUGA